AUGCCACACCACAAUGGGCACCAGUUUGCCUCGGAUGUUCCUGUGGCCAAAGCGGGUCUGACCGACCCGAACCGAAGGAGUGUUGAUCAGCUCAAGAGGGUCAACUCCAAGAGUAUGAGGGCGGUGAACGGGUUGCUCGUAAAAGACCCGGCGGACACAAUUGGCCGAAUGGCCUCCUUCUGUACCGUAAAUAACUUUGGCACAACGUUACAGAAAAGAAUAAACCGAGAAACAGUCCAAGAUCUGCCCCCAUGUGACAACGAGAUGAAAGCUGACGUCAUCCUGGAGCACUUCUGUGCCAGUGAGUUUGCGCUCAAAAUGAAGAUCAAGGAGAUCAAGCGGGAGAAAGGCGAUCGCAAGAUCCUGUCUCAGAGGAAGAAGAAGGUGCUGAAGGCGGGGCCGCUGAAGAAGAAGGACUUGAAAAAACUGGUUCUGUUCAUCAAGAACGGGGCGAGUUGCCCCUGUACCCAGCUGGACAACCCCAGCAGCAACUUCCUGAUCAUGGGGCGCAAGUGGGACAACCAGCUCCUGCUCACUGUCAUCCACAAGUGGGACAAGCGUAACAAGGAGCUGAGGUAUGCCGUCAAGAUGAUGAAGAGCUACCAAUGUCCCACCUACCACCAUGUCUUCCAGUGACUCCCACCCCCAACAUCUGGGGACAAGAUGGACUGAGGCCCCGGCCUCCUAAUAAGCUUUUUAUACUCGUGGCCUUCAAGCAGUGCUGCGCGCUCUCCUAUUUACCCACCCCAUCCACAUCCCCCAUUUCCUCU
Molecule: messenger RNA, 770 nt
Organism: Callorhinchus milii (elephant shark)
Lineage: Eukaryota; Metazoa; Chordata; Chondrichthyes; Chimaeriformes; Callorhinchidae
Product: secreted frizzled-related protein 1-like
Exons: 5
Coding region: 1-636 (211 amino acids)
Molecular function (GO): protein binding
Source: RefSeq, a predicted model, not a curated record